CUUUCACGACUGUCCUGGAUCAACGGCAUGUUUCGUCUGGCGUUCAUCGGGAAAUUUGAAGUCCAAAAUAUUGUUUAAUUUAGUCGCCGUUUUGGUGUUUUUUCAAUAUCGUCGUGACAUUUUUCUGCGACAUUUUUGGGGCGACGUUUUUGGAGUGAUUUUUGAAGACCUUUUUGCUGACAUUUUUGACUUCAUUUUAAAACACACGAACAGCUCCCCCUUUCUCAAUCAUGAACCGAUUCUACGGCGGCGGCGGUGGCAGUCCCGGCCUGGGGUUCAACCAACAACACUUCAAUCGAUUCCACUCGCCUCGACAGGUGUCCAACAUCAGCAACAACACAAACAGCAACGACCAACAGGCCAGAGAAUCCAGACUGUUCUGCGGCAACUUGAACCCUGAGUUUGUCUGUCAGCAGGAACUAGAGGAGAUCUUCUGUCGACACGGCACCCUUCUUGGCAUCUCCUUGCACAAGGGGUAUGCAUUCAUUCAAUUCUCCAAUAAGGAAGAAGCACGCAAAGCUGCCCGAUUGGAACAGGGAAGAAUUCUGUCCUCACAACCACUGGAUCUGAAUAUCGUCAGUGAUCCUAACCCAAACCGGCCAAAGGGUUUCAAGAGAGUGCAGCCAACUUACAACAGCAGUGGUUAUGUUGAUCCGGCAACCCUCCCCGUCAUUCCAGCAGCCAAUUCCAGCCCCCACCCUGGUGGACCGCCUGCUGCUAAGAAAGUCAGACGCUUUAUGGAACAGAGUCAAAUGGGCAAAGAAGGAGAUGAGCCAUCAUCGUGGACAUGUGCUUACUGCAAGGAGGUCUGCUCAUCCUGCUGGGGGUUGGUCAAACACGUCUCUAUGAGCCACCAGACUCGUAUCUACCUGGAAGAUUCAGAACAGCAGCCAAAUGCAUAAAUGAAACCGGGCUCUCGAUAAAUCACUCAAUAAAUCACUCAAUGUCCAUUCCCCACUCCCUCCGCUCCAUAAAACAAAACAAGAGAAACCCUAAAUGACUAAACAAGAAUUUAAUAACAUAUGUACAUAAGAAAGCAGGCAUGCAACUUUUUCUCAGAUCAGCCGAUUUCCUCUUUUUUAACUAAGUUUUACCAUUCAAAAUUGAAA
Molecule: messenger RNA, 1109 nt
Organism: Asterias rubens (European starfish)
Lineage: Eukaryota; Metazoa; Echinodermata; Asteroidea; Forcipulatida; Asteriidae
Product: heterogeneous nuclear ribonucleoprotein C-like
Exons: 6
Coding region: 231-902 (223 amino acids)
Cellular component (GO): nucleus
Molecular function (GO): RNA binding
Source: RefSeq, a predicted model, not a curated record